CAUGGGGUUGUCGUGGAACACGCCUUUAGAAGUGGACGGACGCGGCUGUCGCGGAGCGGCGGAGUUCCACGCGUGGGGAAUUGGCUGCUGUAUAGAGCGGAGCACUGAGAUAAGAACGUGGGACGAUGGCCCUCAUGGGGGUGCAGCUGGUGGCGAGCCUCCUGGCGGCGAGCGUCAUGCAGAGGUUGGCCCCCCAUUGCUCCUUGGCCCGCUGGCUGCUCUGCGACGGCAGCCUCUUCCGCUUCAAACACCCGUCGGAAGGGGAGCUCUGCGCCUUGGCCGGGAAGCAGAUGCCCAGAGCCGGCAGGAGGGACAGGAGGCAGAACGGCGCCGGCGACGGCAAACCGCUGACCGUUCCGAAAGACAUCGACCUCCGGCUGGAGACGACCCCGGUGAACGUGGCGGACGCUCUCGUUCUGCGUUUCUUCCUCGAGUACCAGUGGCUGGUGGACUUUGCCGCCUACGCCCUGGGCGUCUACCUCUUCACCGAGGGCUACUACUGCGUCGUGGACGCCAGCAAGGAGGUGAACAUCGGCGCCAUCUGGUGCGUCCUCACCGUCCUCUUCAGCCUGAGGACCCUGCACCUGCUGACCAGCCAUUACUUCCUGUCGGAGGAAGGUGGCGAGCGCUCCGUGUGCCUGGCCUUCGGCUUCCUCUCCCUUCUCGUGGCCAUGCUGGUUCUGGUGGUGCGGGAGGACUACCUGGAGUUCGGCUUGGAGCCGGGCUUUGCUGAUCUGUUUGCGAACCUGGAAGUCUUCGCCAACCAGCGAGGCUACGAGUGGUCGGUCCCCGUGACGAAGCUCACCGUGAAGCUCUUCCUGGCGGCGGCCUGCGCUUUCAUCGGCGCCCUGCUCGUCUUCCCGGGGCUCCGUCUGGCUCAGACUCACCUGGACGCGGUUCACAUGAACGCCCACCGCCCUUUUGUACAGGUCCUGCUACACGCCAGCUUUCUGUCCCCGGUGUUGGUGCUGGUGCUGUGGGUGAAGCCCAUCGCUCGGGACUUCCUGGAGAACGCGCCGGUGGGAAAGAGCACCGUCACUCUCAUAUCCAGCUCCGCCUUCAGCUCUGUCCGUCUCUGGACCGUCGUGCUCCUCUGUGCUCUGCGCCUGGCGCUAACCCGCUACCACCUGCAGGCGUACCUCAACCUGUCGCAGAAGUGGGUGGAGCAGAUGAAGAAGGAAGCCGGCCGCAUCGCCGCCAUCGACAUUCAGAGGAAGGUCACCAGAGUGUUCUGCUACCUGACCGUGGUGACGCUGCAGUACUUGGCCCCCAUCCUGCUCGUGCUCUUCUCCACGUUGGCCCUGAAAUCUCUCGGUGAUUUCUCGUGGGGACUCGUCCCCGGCAGCCCCGGCACCGCGCCGGCCACGGCCCCUCCUACGGCCGCUCCCCCCGUCGUCCCGGGGCCGGGAGACGAAGACGACGUCGAUGAGAUGGACGAGGACAUCCAGGCCACGGUGGCGCGUGUGACAGAGGCCCUCUCAGCUCUGCGUGCCGUCCUCACGCCGGUCUUCUACCGCGGUAUCUUCGCUUUCUUCACGUGGUGGGUGGCGGCCUGUCAGGUGAUGAGCAGCCUCUUCGGCAUCUACUUCCACCAGUACCUCAUGCAGAACUGAGCUCUGGCCCCUGGGUCGCAGCGGACAGUGAGCAGGGGCCCCCUGGGCUCAGAGUAACUCCUUUGUGUUUAACCAUGAUGUAACCGCUUUACCGUGGUGCAGAAUCAUCGGGGGACAGGUGGGUUGGGGGGGGUCGAUUACAAAUUGAAGAAGGAAUCGAAUGAUGCGGUUACUGAUGUUUAUGGAUGCAUGUCAGAGGCUCUAAGUGCGGCGCUGAACCGACCGGCUUCUUUUGUGACCCAACGGCUGUAAUAACGGGGUAAACGAUGAGCAACGCCCACAUUUCACCUUGUUUAGACGUUUUUAUCAGUUUCUGGUUCCAUGCAGUGUCUGGACACUCAGGGACUGUGGACUAGGACUUGGUUUCCCGCAGCAGCAGUCGCAGCGACUCCUUAUGCACCAGCUCAUAAACGGGACUGUUAUGUGUGUUAUAAAUUAGUAGUAAAACUGGAGUAAGUUAGUCAUUUGGUUACAGUAAACACUCCUUGUUGGAACAGCCCAUUGAUUUUAUUUUUUAAAUUGAAUUUACACUAAAUCAAAACGUUUAAAAUCCUCAGAACUGUUGAGUAUAAUCAGUUUAAAUUCACAUUUCCUUGUGUUGGUGAUGAACAGUAGUUUAUUUAACUGAACUCAUGUUUCCCGAAGUCUGAAAGGUGUCCACGAGUAAUUUGAUAAAACAGUAGUAAUAAUAAUAA
Molecule: messenger RNA, 2308 nt
Organism: Scleropages formosus (Asian bonytongue)
Lineage: Eukaryota; Metazoa; Chordata; Actinopteri; Osteoglossiformes; Osteoglossidae
Gene: tmem161a
Product: transmembrane protein 161A
Exons: 12
Coding region: 126-1613 (495 amino acids)
Source: RefSeq, a predicted model, not a curated record